This is a messenger RNA of Clarias gariepinus (North African catfish), 920 nucleotides long. It is a transcript of the gene crybb1l1, whose product is annotated as crystallin, beta B1, like 1. The transcript has 6 exons. Bases 68 to 724 code for a protein of 218 amino acids. Gene Ontology annotation, biological process: visual perception; lens development in camera-type eye. Gene Ontology annotation, molecular function: structural constituent of eye lens. NCBI's taxonomy places the organism in Eukaryota, Metazoa, Chordata, Actinopteri, Siluriformes, Clariidae. The record is from RefSeq and is a predicted model, not a curated record.
ACACACACACACACACACUCAGAGUGAGCUCAGGCACUGCUAAACCCAUACUGAACACACAGGCAUCAUGUCUUCCAACAGCGAUAAACAGACCCCCUCUGAGACCGACGGCAAGACCAAGAAGUCUGACAUGGGCAUGGGCAUGAUGGCAUACAAGAUGUACGUGUUUGACCAGGAGAACUUCCAGGGCCGCAUGAUCGAGAUCAACGCCGAGUGCAUGAACGUGUGUGCGAUGGGCAUGGACAAGGUCCGCUCGCUUCGUGUGGAGUGUGGCCCUUUUGUAGGUUGGGAGCAGAUGAACUUCUGUGGAGAGAUGUACAUCCUAGAGAAGGGUGACUACCCGCGAUGGGACUCCUGGAGCAACUGCCAGAGGAAUGACUACCUGCUGUCUUUUAGACCCGUCAGAAUGGACCCUGAGAAACACAAGAUCUGCCUGUAUGAGGUAGGAGACUACAAGGGUCGUAAGAUGGAGAUCAUGGACGAUGACGUGCCCAGUCUGUACUCCUACGGAUUCACCGACAGAGUAGGGAGCAUCUUGGUCGGCUGUGGAACCUGGGUGGGCUACCAGUACCCCGGCUACCGUGGCAGCCAGUACCUGCUGGAGAAGGGCGACUAUAGACACUUUAAUGAGUAUGGUGCUCGCUGGCCUCAGAUGCAAUCAAUCAGGCGCAUCCGUGACAUGCAGUGGCACCCACAUGGCUGCUACACCAUGGCCAGCAAGUGAGGGCCAGGCUUGGAGCGGAAGAGACGAAGCGGAGGAGAAACAGAGGGCUGCCGGAGGAUGGAGAGGAAGAGAGAUGUCUCAGGACACUGUGACCCCCCAGGAAAAUAUUCUCGAUGCAACUAGACGGAAAGUUAGAGACUCUCACGGUCAUAUUUUGACUCGUAGUGGAGUUUUUAAGCUCAUGAACUUCCACUUC